Condylura cristata (star-nosed mole) is the source of this 1812-nucleotide messenger RNA. It is a transcript of the gene MSMP, whose product is annotated as microseminoprotein, prostate associated. The record is from RefSeq and is a predicted model, not a curated record. The coding region runs from base 1296 to 1715 and encodes 139 amino acids. The transcript has 3 exons. Lineage: Eukaryota; Metazoa; Chordata; Mammalia; Eulipotyphla; Talpidae.
CACUGAAAGUUUCAAGGAUAUGAAGACUAAACCCAAUUGUUCCCUCAGGCAGGACAUGGAACAUGAGAGCAAGAGGCAGACGACUACGCCAGCAGACAGCAGCCCAGCAAAAGCCUCAGCUGUGCCCAUGGAGCUGCCCAAAGUUUCUCUCUCAGUUCUAACCCCCAGCACAGUAGCAGCUAUUUUCUGAAGGAAAAGAAACAUGCUGUGUGCCAAGGGAUGGGGCUAAGAACAUCACAGGCAUUAUGUCACCUAGUUCACAUAACAACCCUAUGAGUUAGUAUUACUAUCCCAAUUUGUAGAUAAGGAAACAGGUUUACAGAGGUGAAGUGACUUGCCCAAGAUCACAUAGCUAAUAUGUGGAGUCAGGAUCUAAAUCCAAGUAGCCUGACACUACACCCAUCUUGGGGUUUUCCAGAACAUACAGGAAACCCAGAAGAUAUGUCAGAGGUUCAAUUCCAAGAACCUCAUUCCAAAACAUACAGGAGAAGAGAGGGCACUUGACUAAUGGCAUGAGGGCACAUAUAGAUGCCCCUUUUUAAAAGUAGCACCCCUAGAGAGAUCUGUAUCUGCCGUGUUUGGAGGAAUGCAGGACAAUCCAUCUCCAGGAUCCCUGUGGAGACUUGCCCAUCUGAGGGGCAGCCACUUCAGGAAGACACCACUCUAGGUUCUGAGAGCAACAUUCUCAGCUCCAGGUGCCUAUUCACUCUCCGGGAGCCUCUGGCCGUCGCACCCACCGGCAGCUCUUCGGUUUGGCUAGGGCACAGGAUUAGCCAUCCCCAGGAAAUGCCUCCCUCCGGUCCAGGCAGGGAUCCCAACACACACACCCCUCAAGUGUGUAUAUGUUGGGGGGGUGAGGGUGGAAUGCUUCCUUCUCUCCAGGUCAGGGAAGAGAUCUGGGGACCACCUGGGGGCCCUCAUCCCUCCCACCUCCUUGCUGGGCAAAUGCCCAGUCCAGUGCCCCUUCCACGGUCACCUCCCUCCCCCUAGCUAUGCUGGGGCAUGAAUCAGCUCUCACAGCUUGUUAAAGCUAGACCUCUUGUUUUCAUGCCCUCACCUCAGGAAACACAGUUACAGCUUUUCCAGCUCUACUCAGCAGGGGGCCAGGGUCCUCACUUUAUAAACAUCCCCAAGCCUGUGAAAGCAGAGGGCACUGAGAUGGUGUGAGACAGAAGCCCAGGGGAGAAACGCAGAAUCUGAGCGCCUCAAGGAAAGAAAUAAAGAAGAGCCAAAGAGACAAGACCAGAGUAGCCUACACAGAAGCCAACGAGGGCCACGAGGGCUGUGCUGCAGGGAUGGCCCUAGGAAUGCCCUGGGCUGGACAGGUUAAGGGGACCCUGGGAGGCUGGGGGACAGUCUGCUUGGUGAUAUCGCUGCUCCUCCAGUACCCAGGCGUUCACAGCAAGUGCUACUUCCAAGCUCAAGCCCCCUGCCACUAUGAGGGGAAGUAUUACACCCUGGGUGAGUCUUGGCUCCGCAAGGACUGUUUCCACUGCACCUGUCUGCAUCCUGUCGGUGUGGGCUGCUGUGACAUAUCCCAGCAUCCCAUCGACUAUCCAGCUGAGUGUGAGGUCCGUCAGGAGGCAGGGACCUGCCGGUUCUCCCUGGUGCAAAAAUCCGAUCCUCGGCUUCCCUGCAAAGGGGGUGGGCCUGAUCCAGAGUGGGGUUCAGCAAACACCCCUGUUCCUGGGGCUCCUGCUCCCCACUCCAGCUAAAGCCUUCUGUUGACUGCCCACUGCUGCUGCCACUUCCAGGGAAACCACUAAGCAGCUGCCAAUUUAUUCUGAAUAAAUAAAUUAAUGCUCCAGCGGA